Messenger RNA from Diabrotica balteata, 2438 nucleotides. NCBI's taxonomy places the organism in Eukaryota, Metazoa, Arthropoda, Insecta, Coleoptera, Chrysomelidae. The record is from the annotation of a GenBank genome assembly.
ACUUUUAAAAAGAGUAUCACACUCAUGAGGUGAUUAUGUGAUAUUGUGAAUUAAAGACAAGACUAUUUUCAGUGAAGAGUAGUAAAGAAACUUUAGAAUAUUUAUUUGUAUUAUCAUUAGGUGUCAAAAUGGCCAGCAACACACUAAUUCUUCUAGUCAUCGUCAGUCUUUUCAGCCAAUCGCUACAAGAUGUACAUAAUAACGAAAUAGAUGUAGACGAGCCAAAUUUGUAUAAAGAGGCUGCUUCGGAUAUAAAAAGGGAACAAAAUCAAGUAAACAUUGGGGGUUUAAUGAAGAAUAUCAUGGACAACGGAGGAAAUGAUCUGUUGGGGACUAUCAUGUCAGAGAUAGGGAAAGAAGGUGGUGGAGAUAUUCUAGAGGGAUUGGGUUCUAUGCUGACGGGAGACAAACAAGGAGGAAAGAAGCCAGAUUCCGGAACUCCGAAUCUUUUAAAAGGUAUUAGUAAUAUUGCAAAAAUUGGAACUCUUCUAAGCACGUUAACAAAGAGUGGGGAUAAAAAUAAAGAUUCGGAUAGUCCAAACGUCUUAGAAAGCCUUGGUAGCAUUGCAAGCCUUGUAGGUGCGCUAGACGGACUUAAAGAUGGCGGUAAAGGUAAAGAAAAUCAAGACGGUUCCCCCGAUCUGCUAAAGAGCUUAGGAGCCAUAGGAUCCCUUUUAGCUCAAGGCCAAGGUAACAAGGAAAGCGGUGCUGGAGCUCUUCUACAAGGACUGGGAUCGCUACUCGGUCAAACCAACAAUCAAGGCCAAGGUCGUGGUCAAGGUGGAGAUGGUGCUGCAGCUAUUUUGCAAGGACUCGGAUCGCUACUUGGCCAAGCGAACGAACAAGGUCAAGGUGGAGAUGGUGCUUCAGCUCUUCUACAAGGGCUAGGAUCGCUACUUGGCCAAGCCAACGAGCAAGGUCAAGGCCGAGCUCAAGGUGGAGAUGGUGCUGCAGCUAUAUUAAAUGGUUUGGGGUCUCUCUUAAAUCAAGGAGGCGGAGAUGGACAAAAGUUAGAUCUUGGAUCAAUGCUAAACUUUUUUGCUUCUGAGGACGAUGAGAAGCCUAAGAAGAAAUCAGUAGGUUCUAAAAAAGUACGAAAAGGAGACCCUAAAGCCGAACCUGACUUUAACCUAAACGACAUAUUAUCAUUAGCUGGUAGUUUUCUUGGACAGUCUGGCCAAAAAGAUGGAAAGAAAGGCGGAAGCAACUUUUUAUCUCUCCUACCAACAAUUCUACAGACUAUGAACGCCUUUGUAGGUCCUGAAGCGAGGAGCAGAGAAAAAAGUCACGCAGGACACGCUUCGUUAAUGCCUCCAUUCUUAGAAAAACUACACGUUCUGUUUGAUCAUUUUAUCCAUUCUGAAAUGGGAAAGAGUACUAUAGCUGCUCUUGGUGCAGAGAAGUCUUUUAAAGUGUUUUUGGAUGACAAAGGACGGUUUAGCUAUAAGAAGUUUGGUGAGCUGAUGGAGAAUCACUCUUACAGGAGACAGUGGAUUCGAAUUUUAACCGAUAGAAUAGCAGAAUUUUUGCAAUAUGCUUCUGAUCCAAGCGUUUAUAAAUCGUACUUCGUAACCGCUCAAGUUUUCUUCAACAGUUACCUACAAAAAGAAGGUUUUCCGAAGAGCACCCAAUUUGAUCCAAAACGACCUGUAGAAACUAUUACAGCAUUUAUUAACUAUGUAGGAAAAAGGGACUUCCAGGUUAAUAUUGAUUCUAAAGAAUAUGUCAAACCAGCUGUUUUAUAUAUAAAGGAUCUUCUUAAGAUGACCGAAAAAAGUGGAACGCUUAGAAAGUUUAGCAACUCAAACGAGCUUUCAAGUAAACUAGCGGAUACCAUUAACUUGGAGAUCAUAGAACCUUUAGCAAGAGUUAAUCGGGCUAUCAGGUUUGCCAAAGGAAAUCCCAAAUGUGAUAGAUAUGUGUUAUGUCUAGUAAACGAAGAAAGUAAAAACGAUGCUGAAACUUUACCAGGUCUAAAGAAACUCUUGUACAAAGGUGCAAGUUUAGUUGGAGGUUGGUUUUUAAGUUCUAACACCGGUACUUCAUUCUGGACCUUAUAUACAGAUAUUACGAACAGCAAGGAUUGCAAGAAACUUUAUUCACCAGAAUGUGAUGGUUUCCACGUUGAAGAAUUAAAAGUAACGACUGAAUACGUUCACAACGAAUUAUAGUAUCGUUGACAACAACUUUGUCUAUAAAAUUAUUUAUUUUGCUCAAUCACAAUUUCAGUAAUGAAUCAUGUGCAAUAAAAACCUAACUCUACACAAAUAUUAAAACCUGCAGUUCCAAACACAGAUAAAUUACCUGCCAAAAGGAUUUGGAAGUAAACUUAUUUGGGAACACUGGUAUUUUUGCUCAAUAGAUAUGUUGCGUUUGUUAUUUUUAUAUAUUAUUAUAUUGUGUGUCAUAUAUGUUGAGCAGACAAAAAUUUUUUUUGU